Penicillium longicatenatum is the source of this 1371-nucleotide messenger RNA. RefSeq lists its product as uncharacterized. NCBI's taxonomy places the organism in Eukaryota, Fungi, Ascomycota, Eurotiomycetes, Eurotiales, Aspergillaceae. The coding region runs from base 1 to 1371 and encodes 456 amino acids. The transcript is spliced from 4 exons. The record is from RefSeq and is a predicted model, not a curated record.
AUGGACCAGACCAUGGAUCCGAUUCAACAGGACAUGAGAGUUCUUCUCUUUAACUGGCUGCACGUUCGGUACGACAGAGACCAACUCAAGGCUCACAAGAGCCUUCAUCUGGGGCCCAUCAAGUAUCCUCACCCCCAAAAGCCUCUCAAGGCAGACAUCAAACCGACCAAAGAAGCCGAGCAGGCUGGUGACGGUAAAAAAGAUGAUAUCUACCAAACCAAGGUGCCAUUUGAAGCCAGUGGAAACCUUGAUUCCAACGCAUUCCUGGAACACGCAGCCAAGCUCCAGGUGGCUAACCAGAAGACGCCAACAAAGCCCCACUCGCCCACGUCAACGCGGCGUAUCAUUUUCUCUAAUCUGCCAUUCUGGUGGAAUGUCGAGCACGUAAUGUGUCUGGUUCACGGGGGACCGAUCGACCAGGUCCUGGUGUACACCAACGAGGUGCAUGUGGAUUUCAUUUUCGAAAAGGACUGCAUCGCGUACGGCGCCGCUUAUCCCUGGGGCAUUGACAUGGACGAUAGAAUCAUUGGGGUCAAAGUUAACUAUCCUGUGACAGAAGACAAGGCUCCAGCGACCUUGCACAAGGCUGGAAUGUCUCGUGUCGUGAGAGUCAAUUUCUAUGAAGACAAACCCGUGUCAUGGCUGCUAGAUCUGGUCGAUGUCGACAAGGUUGACCACGUCAUAUGCCACACUAGCCCAGACUUGAGCACCACGGUGUAUUACUUCUUGAAAAGCAUUUCCUAUGGUGUGAAAGUCUUUGAGUGGUUUCAGAAUAACUGGCCUAUGUCUGCCCCCGUGUUCCAAAAGGACCCGUGUGAGCUUGAGAAAGGGUUCCAUUACAGCAACUACCCCCGAACCCCGAUGUUUGGAGCCAAGAGACACAAAAUUCCGUCGGAGCUCGUCCCAGGGGAUGUGGGGUACAUUGAUCACGUCGUCGAGAUGGACAGGAAUGAUAGGUUCAUCGCGGGUGAGAUAGCCACAGGAAUUCGCCAAGGCUUCGAGGAUGCCAUUGACCACCAGGCCACUCAUCGUCAGGCUACUCCCCGGCCGCAGCAGGUUGACAGCAACGAAGGCAGCAACGGAGCCAGCAAUGAGAACAGCAGUGGAGGCGUGCCCCUCCAAGUCUCCGAGGAGACUCGUGCUGUUGAGGAAAACCGUGGUGCUGAGACUCGUGGUGCUGAGACUCGUGGUGCUGAGACUCGUGGUGCUGAGACUCGUGGUGCUGAGACUCGUGGUGCUGAGACUCGUGGUACUGAGACUCGUGAUGUUGAAACUCGUGGCGUUGAGGAGACUCAUGGCGAUGAAGGUGAGAGUGAGAGUGAGGCUACCAGGGAGAGUGACUGGAGCUCGAUUCCCUCCCCUAAGUUUUGA